Molecule: messenger RNA, 466 nt
Organism: Suillus subaureus
Lineage: Eukaryota; Fungi; Basidiomycota; Agaricomycetes; Boletales; Suillaceae
Exons: 2
Coding region: 11-214 (67 amino acids)
Source: RefSeq, a predicted model, not a curated record
CGAUCAUUCCAUGUUCUGCUUACGGACACUGCGAGAACUCAAGCUCCUCAAAUUCCUCAGUGAAGCUGGUGUAAGGGAGAAUAUCAUUUCAAUUUUGGACAUCAUCAAGCUUCCCUCUCUGGACACUUUCAAAGAAGUGUGCCGUGCGUACAGAAUACAUUAUUCAAUAUUUCGUUUAUCAGAACCUGCUCGCACAUCAUGCUCUACAUUCUGAUGAUGUCAUCCACCGUGACCUCAAACCCUCCAAUCUCCUUAAUGCAAAUUGUGAUCUCAAAGUCUGUGACUUUGGGCUGGCAUGAUCAGCAAAGAUUGCCGAACCAUCAGGCACGGAAAUCGGGUUUAUGACCGAAUAUGUCGCUACAGGCUGAUACCGAGCCCCUGAGAUCAUGCUGACGUUCAAGCAAUAUACUAAAGCUAUCAACGUCGGUGGGGUGCAUCUUGGCUGAGAUGCUCUCAGGAAAACCAC